AGCAGGAAAUCCGCAUUCAAGGUUUUGGUCUCCACGAAAUGCUGUCCUUCUCGGAUGUGGCCAUCGAGUUCUCUCCAGAAGAGAGGGAAUGCCUGCAGCCUGCUCAGUGGAAUCUGUACAGGGAUGUGAUGUUGGAGAACUAUAGCCACCUGGAAUUCCUGGGUCUUGCUGUGCCUAAGCCACACCUGGUGACAUUUCUGGAGCAAAGACCAGAGCCUUUAGAUGGGAAGAGACAAGCAGCAGCCGCCGGGCACCCAGGAAAAACAUCCAGUGAUUAUAAUGUUUACAACAAAGCCAUUGACUGUAACUCACUACACAUUCAACACCAAAGAAUUCGUACAAGGGAGAAACCCUUCAAGUGUGAAAAAUGUGGUAAGGGCCUUAGUUCUUAUAAAGCACUUUCCAUACACCAGAGACUUCACACUGGAGAAAAACCCUACACGUGUAAAGAAUGUCACAAGGCCUUCAAUACUCGCCAGUCACUUUUUAUACACCAGAAAGAUCACACUGAUGAGAAAACCUACAAGUGUGGAGAUUGUGGCAGGUCAUUUUACUAUCCUUCAAUGCUGAAGCAACAUCAAAAAAUUCAUUCUGGAGAGAAACCCUACAAGUGUGAAGAAUGUGGCCGAGCUUUUUAUGACCCUUCAAACCUAAAUAAGCACCAAAGAUAUCAUUUUGGUGAGAAACCAUACAAGUGUGAAGAGUGUGGCAAAUGUUUUUCCUCAGUUUCAUACCUUAGACAACAUCAAGUAAUUCACUCCAAAGACUAUCCCUACAAGUGUGUAGAGUGUGGCAAAAUGUUCUCCUCUUUUGCACACCUUCGGAAACAUCAGAGAGUCCACACUGAAAAGAAACCAUACAAGUGUAAGGAGUGUGGCAAAUGUUUUUCCUCAUCUUCAUCGCUUAGACGACAUCAACCAAUCCAUUCUGAAGACUAUCCCUACAAGUGUGCAGAGUGUGGCAAACGUCUUUCCAGUUUUAAAAGACUUAAAGAACAUCAGACAAUUCAUACUGGAGAGAAAUCAUACAAGUGUGAAGAGUGUGGCAAAUGUUUUUACUUACCUUUAUCUCUUCAGCGACAUCAAACAAUUCAUUGUGAAGACAAUCCCUACAAGUGUGGGGACUGUGGCAGAUGUUUUUACUCCUCGUUAUCCCUUAGAGAGCAUCAAACAAUCCAUUCUGAAGACAGUCCUUACAAGUGUGUAGAAUGUGGCAAGCAGUUUUCCUAUUCUAGGAGUCUUCUGGAGCAUCAAACAACUCAUACUGGAGAGAAACCCUACAAGUGCAAGGAAUGUGGCAAAGCCUUUCAUUAUCAGUCAUCCCUUAGAAAACACAAGAGAGUUCAUACUGGAGAGAAACCCUACAAGUGUGAAGCAUGUGACAGAUGUUUUUCCUGUUCUUCAUCCCUUAGACAACAUAAAAGAAAAAAGAAAAUUCAGGGGGGCUGGAGAGAUGGUUCAGAGGUUAAGGGCACUGACUGCUGCUCUUCCAGAGGUCCUGAAUUGAAUUCCCAGCAACUGCAUGGUUAAAAGUGUGGGGAAUGUAGCAAAGACUUUGCGAAUCUUUAUAGCCUUACUCAAUACAUGAUAGUUCAUACAGAAGAGAAAUCCUACAAAUGUCUUAAAAGUUUACUUUGUCAACCCUUAAAUCACAUCAAAUGAUUCAUUCUGACUACCAAGUCCAUGAGUGUGUGAAGUAUGGUAAAAAUCUUUGUUAGCAAUCCAGAUCUUAUCCAACCCUAAUGAAUCCAUGGUGGAGAAUGUCAAAUUAAUCAUUUUGCAAUGUCAGCAUGAACAUCUAACGUAGAACAGCUCAGAUACUAAGAAUGUCAUCAGAGAACAGCAGAAACUUCUCUUUGCUGCAACCCCAACAGUUUGUUCAAACAAUGUGUUUGAAAUUUGCCUUAAUGAAUGAAUCUCUAUCUUCUGUAACCAUAAAUGCUCCAUGAAAUGUUUCCCAUGUCCUAGCUUUGUCCACUGGUCACCCGGAAUCUGAGAUCUGGGCUGUGCCAUAGUUACUGUUGUUUUUCCCAGUGUAGUCAUCCAUGCUCCUGUAAUGUCCCCCUUGGUGUGUAAGAAGCUCUGCCUCUCUGAGCUAGCAGAUGUUCACCCAGCGCCUGGCUCUGGAAUCUUUAUUGGUAAAUAAAGGACAGAGACUGAGCUAAGACGGCAUGAAGGCUCUUCCAGUCUAGGGCCUCAGCCCCAAGGCAGCAGCGGUGGCUGUAUAGGUGCAGUCGUCAGCUGAGGCAGCUUUAGUAUCAGGUGCAGCUGCUGCUGUGCUUCAGACAAAAGCAGCAGUGCCCACAGAGCAAUAAUGCAGGAAAGGUGUGGAGCAACCAAUCGUUUUCUGACUGGAUACAAAGCUCAUUCCAUAAAUGGUAACUGAUGUGAUGUUAAUUUGUGAUAAACUUGUACCUGGCCAGGUGAUAAAUCCUAGGGAGAAUUUAAUGCUGUUAUUCUAAUGAGUGGACAGUAACUUAAUGAACCCAAGUUCUCAACUUUAUACCCACAGUCAGGAACCUCUAAACCCUCUCCAGAAAAUAUUGGGUGGUAGAUGGAGAAUAAUACACAGAGGCAAAUUGGUCAAAGUGUAGAGACUAUUAUCCUGGCAGCGGGGAGCUCUAAUCUAAAAGUGAUGUUUGUAUCACACACUGUAGAGAGGUCCCUUACACACAUCAAAAGUCAGGGAUUCCUGAGGGAGCAGAGGUAGAAAGAAUGUCAGAGCCAGGUAGCGUAGAUGUCUGCGCUGAAGCAGUAGAAAUGUUGAAAGAUUUCUAGGACAGGAAAACAGUGCUAGAAAUGUUGCUUGGAAACACCGUGGCCAUUACUAGCUGGACAACACUUACAUGGGUUAAAUCCCACCAUCCAAUAAGCAUGGUUGCAUAAGGAUUUCACUCUGUCUCACCCUGAGUGGAGGAGCUAUUGGCAAUUGAUGGCUUCUGAGGGAGACAGUCAGUCUGGAAGGCUUCCAGGCUUCAGUCAACUGUCCCACACCCCUACACUUGGAGGAAACACUUAAUGGAAUGAAAAAAUAAUAAAGAAAAAGCCCACCACGUUGGGAGAGUAAAAUGGUUUUAAGGGUUAGAAGUGAUAGGUGAAGGAAUGUGGAGGCUUGAAUAAUGAAUACAACGUGCAAUAUCAUGUAUUAAAUUCUCCCAAAAAUAAAUGUCAUUUUAAAGGUU
This is a messenger RNA of Arvicola amphibius (Eurasian water vole), 3181 nucleotides long. Its product is annotated as zinc finger protein 58-like. Gene Ontology annotation, cellular component: nucleus. NCBI's taxonomy places the organism in Eukaryota, Metazoa, Chordata, Mammalia, Rodentia, Cricetidae. The record is from RefSeq and is a predicted model, not a curated record. Gene Ontology annotation, biological process: regulation of transcription by RNA polymerase II. Gene Ontology annotation, molecular function: DNA-binding transcription factor activity, RNA polymerase II-specific; RNA polymerase II transcription regulatory region sequence-specific DNA binding.